Molecule: messenger RNA, 2490 nt
Organism: Plasmodium malariae
Lineage: Eukaryota; Apicomplexa; Aconoidasida; Haemosporida; Plasmodiidae
Product: mRNA (N6-adenosine)-methyltransferase, putative
Exons: 2
Coding region: 1-2490 (829 amino acids)
Cellular component (GO): RNA N6-methyladenosine methyltransferase complex
Source: RefSeq, a predicted model, not a curated record
AUGUCGUUGGCAAGGGAAAAAUAUCUAAAAAGAAAAAGGGAAUUGCUCGAAAACAUAAACAUAAUUGAUAAUAAUAUUGGGGAAAAAAAAGAAGCAAUUUUGGAAAAAGAAAAACGAGAAAAAAUAAAAAAUGAAGAGAAUAAUACGUAUGAACGAAAACAUGAUGAAGCAAAUAAAUUUAUGUCACAGAAAGACUCUAAUAAAUUAAAAGAAGAUAGAAAAAUAGAAAAAGAAGGAAAACGUGUCAAAAAAAGUGGUUACGAUAACAUUAAUAAUAACAGUAAUAACAAUUAUAAUAAUAAUGACAAUUAUAAUAGUAAUAAUAAUAAUAAAAAUAACAGUAGUAGCAGCUACAACCAGUUGAAUUAUAAAAAGGAUUAUUGGCACUAUGACCAGUAUGGGAACAGAGAUGAUCAUGAUGAACAUAUGAAAAGGGGGAAGAAGGAUUUUGAAAAAAUCUUAAGUAACAGUAAAAAGGAUCGUAAUAAUAACAAUGAAGAAGAAACGAUUUCCACUAAUUCCAACGUACCUGUACAUGAUUUGCCCAAUAUAAAUAAUCCUAAUAAAAACGUUGGAAAAAACUAUUCAAAUAUAAAUAAAAAUGCAAAUAGUUCAUCUUCUAUUGGUUGCUCCAUGGCUACCCAAGAUAUAGACCGAAAUAAAAAUAGUGAUAGAAAAAAAAACAAUUCUUGGGUGAAUAAUUCAUCUACUACUAAUAAUAAUAACAUGUACGAAAUUCUAACAGAUUUAAACAAUAUAGAUAUAUGUAAUAGUGCAAUUUUAUUAAUAUAUACAUGCAAAUUACUACUACAUAUGUGUGGUAAAGAAAAUGAAAACCAAAAUGUCACUAAUACAUCGUUAACUUCGGUAGAAAUUCUACGAGAAAUUAAAAACAGAAAUCGGAAAAAUGUAAAAUUGUUGAAAAUAAAUAUUUUGAAUAACAUAUUGAUAUAUUUGUCGUAUAAAAAUACCGUAAGAGGAGAAGACAAAACUAUCAUAAAUAGUAAUGAGUUAAAUCAGGAAAAAUUAGAUAACACAUUUGAAAAACAUAAAGAAAUUAAAUUAGAAGAUACUUGCAUAGAUAUAGAAAAUGUAGGUAUUAAUAUAAUAAUAAAAGUUAUUUAUAUAAAAAACAUUAAACAUUUAUUACUUAGAUAUAUACAUCAAUUUACUAAUAAUAAUUACAAAAAUGUUGGUGAAGCAACUAAUUUAAGUAAUGCAAAAAGUGGUGAUAAGGUCAAAAAUGAGGGGAAAAAAAUGGUUGGUAUAAGAACCCCAAAUGAAUAUAAAAAUAAUAGUAACUUGAUGGAAGGUGGCAAUAAUAAUACAUAUAACUCCGUGCUUCAAGAAAAUGAAAAAGUAAAUAAUACAAAUUGCUCUGGGGAAUACGACACCAAAUAUAAAGAAGAGAACAGGAAUAGUAAUAAUAAUAAUAGUAGUAAUAACAAGAUAAGUUAUUUAGAAAAUUUAUUAAACGAACCAACAGCAAAGGAAAAAAAAAUAAAACAAGAAAAGACUAGUAUACUUUCCAUUAUUGAGGCGCCAACUGUAAUUGAAGAAAUGCGAAUUAAGAAAUUUCAAAAAAAAGAUGAUUCUGUAAAAAUUAUAUGUCCAUAUUUGACGAAAAAAAAUUGUCAAAAGCAUAGUACAGAAUGUAACAAAGUACACUUUAAGAAAAUUAUAUCUGAGCAUACAGACGUAUCACUAGGCGAUUGCUCAUAUUUAGAUACUUGUAGACAUAUAGAAACAUGUAAGUUCGUUCAUUAUGCAGUCGAUAAAGACGAUCAAGUAGUUAGAAAUCAAGAAAAUGUAAAUGAAAAUAAAGUGGAUAUAUAUAACGUAAAUGAUAAUACGUAUGGACCCCAGUGGAUAAGAUGUGACUUAAGAAAUUUUGAUUUGAGUAUAUUUAAUCAGUAUGUUAGUGUUGUAAUGGCAGAUCCACCUUGGGAUAUACAUAUGGAUUUGCCUUAUGGUACCAUGACAGAUAAUGAAAUGAAGCGAUUACCGGUACAGUUAAUACAAGAUGAAGGUAUGAUCUUCUUAUGGGUAACAGGAAGAGCUAUGGAACUAGCACGAGAAUGUUUACAAAUAUGGGGAUAUACAAGAGUAGAAGAAAUUUUGUGGGUUAAAACAAACCAUUUACAACGAAUUAUAAGAACAGGUAGAACAGGCCACUGGUUGAAUCACUCAAAAGAACAUUGUUUAGUUGGUAUUAAAGGACAUCCAGUUAUUAAUAGAAAUAUUGAUUGUAAUGUUAUUGUAUCAGAGGUAAGAGAAACGUCGAGGAAACCAGAUGAAAUAUAUUCAUUGAUAGAAAGAUUAUGUCCUCAAAAUUUAAAAAUCGAACUUUUUGGAAGACCUCAUAAUGUUAGAAAUAACUGGAUUACUUUAGGAAAUCAAUUAAAUGGUGUUGUUUUACAUCAUCCGCAGAUAAAGGAACGGUAUAACAAAAUCGCAUCACAAUUUAAUAUGCCCUUAUGCGAGGAUUAA